This is a messenger RNA of Apis dorsata (giant honeybee), 491 nucleotides long. RefSeq names its product carbonic anhydrase 2-like. The record is from RefSeq and is a predicted model, not a curated record. The transcript is spliced from 2 exons. NCBI's taxonomy places the organism in Eukaryota, Metazoa, Arthropoda, Insecta, Hymenoptera, Apidae. The coding region runs from base 1 to 489 and encodes 162 amino acids.
AUGGAAGGAAUCGUGAAAAACUUGACCGUCAUUCGAACGGCACACUCGUCGGUUCGUAUAAUCCCUGCAAAUUUAACGGGUAUCCUAAAACCAUUCUCGACCGACUAUUUCUUAUAUUGGGGCUCGAUAACCACGCCUAUAAAUAUACACAAUAUUCUUUGGAUAAUUUGCAGAGAGCCGAUCGGAUUAACAACUAGACAAUCGCGCAUUUGUUUCUGCGACAAGAUUGCAGAGUUUCGCACUUUGAACGAUGAGAAAGGCGUGCCUAUUCUGUCGAACAUACGCCCUGUAAAACCGAGGCAAGAGAAGAGCGUUUUUCACGUGUCUCCGUCAGGAUCUCUCUACGCAUCUCUUUUACCUCUUCCACGAGUUGUGCCGUUAACUUUUGCCACUCUUAACGCCAAAGUUACCGAAUCUGUAUCCGAGACCGUGACCGAGACCGUGACCGAGACUAGCAUCGUCAGUGUGGACAAAAAUAAUAUUCUCUAACG